Molecule: messenger RNA, 7195 nt
Organism: Paramuricea clavata
Lineage: Eukaryota; Metazoa; Cnidaria; Anthozoa; Malacalcyonacea; Plexauridae
Source: the annotation of a GenBank genome assembly
AUGGCUGCAGUCGCCGGCGGUGUUGCAGGAGGUGUUGCCGCGGGCUUGAGUAGUAGUUCUGGAGAAUCAGAAAAUAUACCGAGAAAAGUAAACAACUGUAUUUCUCAAAUAUUACCAAAGCUUGACAAGAACAGUAUAGCAAAGAGAGAAAUGAAAUUAUGCGAAGGUUAUUGCUUAUUGUGGCAUCAUCGAGGUCUUGGAACAGUGAAUGGUAGAAAAACUUCGGACAAAUUGAUCUCUUGCGCUUAUGCCUCUGUUAUACUGGAUCUUUGGGCUGCUGACAAGAUUGAUAUAGAAGUAAGAGGAAAACUAACGGACGAAUGUGUAAGAGCAGUGAUAAAGGUAUGUGUCAUGGACAGAUUGCCCCUAGCCUAAGUAUCUAUAAGUAUUUUCCGCCCCAAAAUGCGGGUGGAUGGAAGACAAAACAGGGCAUGACACAAAUCCUUGUCUGGCCGCAUGUGAAAAUCCGGCUUUUCAGCUGAUUGCAUGGUACAGCAGACAAAAAAUUGUAAUCUGUCUUUUGAUUGUUAGAGCUAAUUAGCCUUUCUCUAAACUUGGAUCAAUUCCGUCUCUCAAGAGUCCGAGGGAUUGGACGCGCGAGGUCCAAGUCUACCUUUCUCACGAAGGUCUAAAUCCGCCAAUUUUGAGUACUAUUUAACAAAUAUAAAACAUUUUCCGUGUUGAUAUACAGUUAUGUCAACACGAGUGGAAAUUGGGAAAAUGAGAAAUUGUGUGGAAACACGAAGGGCGGAGUGUUUUCACACAAUUUCGAGUUUUCCCAAUUUCCACGAGUGUUGAUAUAACUGUAUAUCAAUACGGAAAAAAUGUUUUAUAUUUGUUUUAUAAUAUAGCACAAAGAAAUAUAAAGAAAGAAAUUUUCCGACGUUUCCGUGUUGACAUUGAGUUAUAUCAACACGGCCUUUAGCCAAUCAGCGUUCAGAAUUUACAAAUGUUAUAUUAUAAUUUAAAAUAUAAGCGAUGUGAAAAUAAUUUUUCAAAUAUUUAACUGUAAAUCAAUUUAUAAUGAUUAUACUAACAACUAACUAUAGUUAUAGAAAGUUUCAUUAUCACUGCUUACUAUCCCUGUUCUAAAAAGUUGGCAUCCAAAAAUGGCGACGUGAGAAAGGCUAAUUAGAUUACACUGUUGUUACCUCCGCCAGGAGGUUAUGUAAUCAUCUGGGUUUGUAUGUGUGUGUGUGUGUGUGUGUGUGUAUGUGUGUGUGUAUGUGUAUGUGUGUGUGUGUGUGUGUGUAUGUGUGUGUGUUUGUCUGUGAGCACGAUAACUCAAGAAAUACCAAACAUAUCCGUACGAAAUUUUUUGAAUGCAUUUCCCAUCGGCUAAGGAAGAACUGAUUAAAAUUUGGUUGAAUUUGGUUAAAAAUUGAACGAGAAAUGAACACAAUUUUGUCUUGCUUUUCCCGGUCAAUUAACAAAAUAUAUUACUGAAUGCGUAAUUAGGACGUGUAUAAUUUAUGCACUCAGUGCUAAGACAGUAAUGAGAUGAUAAACCUCAUUAAGCUUCGGCCUUCAUUAUCUAUUGUCUUAGUUGCAUUUCACGCGACCGAAAUUCAAUGUCUAAAACAAGGCUUACGGAGUUACGCAUUAUUACGUUCAGCAAAGUGCCAGUCCAUUCAAAUUCUAACAACAUUAGAUUACUUCAAUACAGGGUGUAUAAAAAGAACGCAACCUCGGAAUUUCCCAAGAAAUCGACAUUGUUUUAAAGACAAAAGAUUUUAGCUGCCUGGGAAUUUAAAAUAGCACAACUGUGAAAAUUACUGCACGCGCGAGUGCAUAAAGCAAAAUUUAUGCAUUUAUUUAAUGACACUUAAUAAGUUUUUAUUUUACAAGUACUGUACAGUACAACAACAGUAAUAUGUUCUAUUAGCAAUUCGAUUUCAAUUCGCGGGGGCCUGAGAUCUUUUAUGCUUAAGAAUUAUAAAGUGGAUUUCUUAGGAAAUUCCAAGGUUGCGUUUCACUUCCGAGUAACGGGCGGAGGUAUGCAGUCUCUGAGUGCCCUCUAGUUCAUAAUGUAUUUCGCAGUUUCAUUGUUGUUAUGUGCAAUUGACAUUUUCCCUGGGACAUUUUGAUUGAAUACUAAAUAUGAACUUGACUGUUGGUGAAAAGCGACCGGAUUAAAGGCGGUUUUCCACGAGGCGGAAUUUUUCGACCGAAACGAAAUUUCUCUUUGUCUUUUUACAAUUAGUUCUGCUCGAGAGCUCAUGAAACAAAGAGAAAUUUCGAUUCGGUCGAAAAAUUUCGCCUCGUGGAAAACCGCCUUAAGGCCGGAUUCCACGAGGCGGAAGUUUUCGACCGAAACGAAAUUUCUCUUUGUCUUUUUACAAUUAGUUCUGCUCGAGAGCUCUGAAACAAAGAAAAAUUUCGAUUCGGUCGAAAAAUUUCGCCUAGUGGAAAACCGCCUUUAAGUUUGUGCACGUACUUUAUGACUAAUAGACCUUAUGCAUGAUGACGUCAUUAGGUGUGAUGCUCGCGGUGAAUUCUGGUCUUAGUAAUCACUGCGAGAAAACCAUAGAGAUUAUAAAAGAAUAGAGUGGGCAUUUGAGGAAAAGUUCAGGCAAAUGAAAGGGACAAAUUGAAGCUGGGGGCAAAUUUGAGUUAUGACCCGGAUGUAAAACCAAGAAAUUUUUAUCAACAGUCCUGGCUGUUUUACGUUUAUUUGUGGCGAAGAAUUAAGGAAUUUCCGUUUUAUAUCCUGGAAAUUUGGACGUGCCGAAGUUACGAAAAAGCGCCGCUCUUCUACAUCGAAAAAAAGCACCUUACAACAGUUCUACCGUUUCAAAACUUGUUUUGUAUUAAAGCGUCAUUCUUAAUUUCAUAACAGAUCUCAUAUGACUAUGUCAUAGAUAUUAAACUGAACCAGUUUCAGAGGUAGAUGCGAUACAUAUUACAAAGAUAAAAUAUCAGAUAAACCUUAAAAAGGUGUUUUCGACCUGGUCAUGUAUUUAGUAAGCGUCAUGUAUUAUACAUGAGCCCAUAGACGGAUUUUCUGGGGGGUGCUACCCCCUAAUAUUAGCUAUAACCCCCCCAAACAAAAUGUCCACCCCUCCAAGAAAAUUUUCAACCCCCCCCCCCCAAUAUUCGGCAUAAUAAAUAAAUAAUUAAAUAGUCCACUCCAACGUGCAAAGUGUUGAUGAUACAAAAUAAACGUAGGAGUACACUCGAACAGAAAAAGACAGUGUAACUCUCUGGAAGUAAUCGCUCCUCGCUUACAUUAACUUGUUUAUUGGAGCAAUUGUAAAGUUUUGAAACUCUAUUAUCUCCCCUGAAUAGAGUUUGUAGCGCCUUGUCAUGCAAAUAGCUUGCACGCAAGGAACGUUUCAAAUUUUUACGAACACUAUUUUGAGUUUUUAAUUCUUUUAGGAAAUAGACGUGCCUAGAUUUAAUCUUUACGCCCCAAAUAUUAUUUACGUCGCAGUUGCAUCAUAAAUUGUACUCGGAUUCAAACAACACAAUGUCAAUGACUUUAUAAAAGUAAAAGCAUAUUGUGUAUUGUCCUUUUGGGUUUACACUUUUACAGGUUCAUUUAACUUUAAGUCUUUAACUCUCUCAAGUCUCAACAGACAAUCGGACAUGCCAAAUCCAUUGAUAUGACAAAUGGACAACUUCAAAAAACUUUUUUUCGAAGCUAGAAAUCAUGAUUUUUUCAAAUUUUUCCUGGGGUACUUUGUUUUCUGCUCUCUAGACUCCCCCUCGCGGCUCUAGUGCUCCAUCCCUAGAAUAUAGACCUUACUGGGAUUUGGUGACACUUUGUGUUGCUUCAGUCACCUGCUCACGGCUCACCUCCCCCCAUUUCUGGCACCACCCCAGUAAUAAAUAUAAAAAUCCGUCUAUGCAUGAGCCGUCACGGCUGCUCAGGUAUUUCGCAGAGGUCAGAAAUUUCGCUUGACAGCUCGAAUGGGAAUUCACACCCUGUCAAUCAGAUCGCGCUUCUACGUCCGAGCAACAAGAAUUUACAUCCGGAAAUUCCUGAAAUUUGCUCCCAACUGGAAGCUUUAAUUCAAUUUGUCCCUCGAUUUCUCCCUGAAUACCCACUCUAUUCUUUUGUAAUCUCCAUGGCGGUAAACUAUCCAACAAACAACAUGAAAAUGAAGGCAACAGUCUGAAAGAAUUUUCUGCCUCGAUAGCGUCUCGCUGAUUUCAAGACGAAAGAAGACAGCAUCAACGCCGACGCGAAAGGUUGGACAAAAUCAUUGGCAAAACUGCCUCCGUUUAACCACGAAACGUUGGAGAAUAAGCUGGCGAAAAACAGCCGUACAAUGCCCCGAUAAAACAUCCUGAAACACUGCACGUAAAAUUGCCAGCAUCUCCACUUCUUUUACCCGUACUAGUGGAUGAAAGCGGAUUGUUGCCGUUAUUUUCAGGGUGUGAAAUCCCUAAAUAUCCGUGUCAGAGUUCUGAAAUGAAAGAACUAGACUUUUCAUGGGCUUGAACAGUCUCUAAAAUACGGCAAAGAACAGCAUGCAGCACGCUCACCUUAGACAGUGGCCAUAUACUGAAUUGUUUUCCCGCCGUGACUACUGAGACCAGAAUUCACCGCGCGCAAGUCACCUAAUGACGUCAUUACGCAUAAGGUCCAUUCAAUUUGACCUUGAUAUUUAAAAUAGAGUGUACGGUACCUGAAGUAUUCAAUAUCCUGCUUGUAUUUACAUAAGUGUCGUAUCCUCUGCCUUCAAGCGAUUGCAUUUUGCGAUAGGGUAUUUUCGUGAGCCGUGAAUUGCCAGUAUUUGUUCUCGUGAAACGACGGAUAUUUGUGUCGUCAAACAUGAUUUGCAUGGCUAGUCAUGAGCCGUGGUUGCCGGUAAUUUUUGUACCGGAUUUGAUGACUUGACGAGUAGUGAGAAUUGCGAACACGAAGAAAAACAAUGCUUUGGGUGUAACAAUUUUACUAGUUAUGUCCGUUGAUUUAAAAAAUCAGUGUUGAAAUAAGUUUCCAAAACGUAAAAACAGGCUAAUGGGUUAAGACAGAGGCGUAGCCAGGAUUUUUGGUCAGGGGGACCAGCAAAAACCCAGGUGGGGCCAAAAAGUUUCCAGACCACAACAUUUUAAAUGUCCCGCCUUUUUUGGUAAAAAAAAUUUCCGAACAAUAACAUUACAAUUGCUUUCGUAGCACUUUUCCCCAUUUCCGUAUUACUUUUUCCGAUGCUUCACCACGAAGAUUUCCACAACAUUGACAAUUUUUCGACGGGUCAUAACAAUAGGGGGGGGGGGCGGCACGGCGCCACUGCCGAGCCCGCGUUAAGAAAUCACUGGUAAAAAACAGAUUGGUUUAAACUUCAUCUAACCCUCAUUUAAUACAUAUUGAAAUAAUUAGGGUUAGAAAAGGUAUGUGUUUCAAGCUGUGUGCCGCAAAUAAGCGAACAAGAUUUUAGGUUUCACACCGAUGCGCAGCAAAGCAUAUAUUCUACAGAAUUUUUGCAUUAUUGACAGCAUGAAGUUAUAUAAUCAAGGAUUCCCUUUUUUAUACAAUACAUUUUGUCAGGGGGGGGGGGGCAAAAUUUUGCCAGGGGGAGGCCGGGGGUCCCCCGACCCCAGCCGUGGCUACGCCUCUGGGUUACGAAAUGGCAUUAAAAGUCGAGAUAGAAAAUAAAAUUUACACAUUCAGUUAAAAAGUAACGUGUUUUUUUUUAAAUUUUUGGUAAAAUGGUUACUUUUUAACAUGUUUAUAUUUAGGUACUGGACGCUACAAAAACUGGUUCAUUUCUGGAUGGCGCUGGCUUCAGUGAGAUGAUCGCAGUGCAUGAGCGAGAAAUUUGAGGGACCUAAAAGACUGGAUCGAAUGUUGUGCCAUAGGAGAUGCUGACAAAAACUGUGUUUCAGUCGUUGUCGAUUAUUUUGUUGAGAAAGGGAUUAUUGGCAAGGAAAGCAAGUGGUUUGGAAUGAAACAAACUUAUCCUACCAAAAAUAAAGGUUGGUAGUAAUAUAACAUAUUACAUAUAGGACAUAUAGUGAGUCGUACACUUGAAUCUUGGACAGAUGUUGAAUCAUUGUUAAAUAGCUAGUGCUGAAACUAAACAUGAUUGGCUGAUUUGUGGUCGCGUGGAUUUAUAUAAUCCUGCUGGGCAACAAGUGAAGAACUGUUGCCCGUUCCGACCGGCUACGUAUAUACAUAUAUAAAUGCUCCAAAUGGAGUGAUCAAAAAUACAGAGAGAACGUUUUUCCAGUUUACGAAAGAAUACAGUAUCUAUAAGGUCCGAAUUUUGCAUGUAUGUAUUGAAUUAAAUUUGCGACUUCUGAAAUUAGGGGCGCUUUCCAUUUAAUGGUCGGACCGGUCAGACCCAAAUUUUUGUCUCUAUAUUAAUGGAAAGAUCUGGUCUAUGUUUCUCAAAUAUCUAGCGAAAAUGGACCUCAUUCUAAUGCUAUCUAAAUUUUUCGGUCAGAUAGGUCCGAAGCCCAACCGUUUUGUGUUCCAUUCAACAAUUUGACCGUUCUGACCAAGUCUGGCCGUGUUAAUGGAAAGCGCCCCAGGUCACACUUUGCUCGCAUUUUGCGACCGCAUCGGUCGAAUGUAAAGUUAUACGGUCGACCAUAAUUAGAAACGUCGGAUUCAACUGUUUCAGACGUCGAAUUUCGCAUGUACAUAAUCCAACCUAUUGAAUUCAGACACACGUAAAAUGCGACGUGUGAAAUAGGCCUAACAGACUCAGCAAGUAGAACGUUGUGGACAAGUGUAGGUGAACGUUCAGUUGUCGAAGGUUAACACAAUACGUAUUGUUUUCAGCGCCUAAAUAAAACGUAAUCUGAAAAGUAAUUAGAUAUAAAUUGCUUUGUAACAAUUGUAAUUAGUAAUUCAUAAUUAAUUACUUUUUGGACGAAAGCAAUUUGUAAUAUGUAAUACUGUGUUCGAGAAGAAAUUGUAAUUUUUACUCACUACUUCUUUGGUAAUUUUCAUCACAUGCAGAUCUAAUAAUCAGGGGUACUGGGAUAUUUUUUCUAUUCACGCUUUAUUUCCAUUUCAGAACCACAAAUACAAUUACUGCUGGAGGUCCGUCGUAUUACGUUGCAAGAUGAGGUCCCAGAUGGUUUCAUGUCCGCGUUGUUGGCCAUCUUACGGUUUGCAGACAGCCUGCACAACACUGAAGAUCCUUUAUUACGAAGAUAUUAUGAUGAUACAGAAUAUGAUAAGGCAAAACCUGGUUUGGACGAAAUUCUUCGCAGUUCAGGUAUCAAAGUCUUAUAA